AUGGGCGAUUUGAAGUUCUUUUUUGAUCCUAUUUCCCAACCAUCAAGAGCUGUAUGGAUAUUUUUAGAAGCUAAUCAAAUACCUUAUCAAUCUUGUGUUGUCGACAUUGCUAAAGGUGAACACAGGACAAAUGAAGAUUUCCUAAAAGUCAGUGCAAAUAAGACUGUACCUGCUAUUGAUGACAAUGGAUUCAAACUCUUUGAGAGUGCUGCCAUCAUGAAGUAUCUGGCUGCUAAACACAAUGUUCCUGAUCACUGGUAUCCAAAGGAUAUAGAAAAGCGAGCCAAAAUUGACGAGUAUCUUAGCUGGCUUCUGGCAAUCUUCGAAUGGGAGCUGCUGGAUACAUGUUUAGAAAGGAAGUAUCUGGCUGCUAAACCAAUGGUUCCUGAUCACUGGUAUCCAAAGGAUAUAGAAAAGCGAGCCAACAUUGAUGAGUAUCUUAGUGGCAUUCUGGCAAUCUUCGAAGGGAGCUGCUGGAUACAUGUUCGUAAAG
Molecule: messenger RNA, 493 nt
Organism: Gigantopelta aegis
Lineage: Eukaryota; Metazoa; Mollusca; Gastropoda; Neomphalida; Peltospiridae
Product: glutathione S-transferase theta-1-like
Exons: 4
Biological process (GO): glutathione metabolic process
Cellular component (GO): cytoplasm
Molecular function (GO): glutathione transferase activity
Source: RefSeq, a predicted model, not a curated record